AUGAAACUAAUCUCGUUCUCGAGCAUAUUAUUCUUUUUGCUGAGCAUUACACGCGUAUCAGCAUUUUUCCAACACCAACAACAACAGCAACAGCAGCAGCAACAACGAAACAUACCUUUUGAAGAAAAAGUAUUAGACAAUGCAUGCGAUAAAUAUUUAUGUCCUGACACACUAGAGUGUGUAAGGUCGGUACAAGAUUGUCCUUGCCCUUUUCCUAAAUCACAAUUAAAAUGUAAACUCUCAAGCGAUCGCUAUGUUUGUAUCUCAAAGCCAGCUACGCAUGAUCAAAAAUUAAACGAAAUAUAUGAUGACCCAGUUAAGGGACCUAAAGCAUCUGUAAAAGGAAUGAGAGAUUGUGGAUGGGUGUCUGAUGCAUAUAACAUUUAA
Molecule: messenger RNA, 387 nt
Organism: Naumovozyma castellii
Lineage: Eukaryota; Fungi; Ascomycota; Saccharomycetes; Saccharomycetales; Saccharomycetaceae
Gene: LCL2
Product: Lcl2p
Exons: 1
Coding region: 1-387 (128 amino acids)
Source: RefSeq, a predicted model, not a curated record